Eimeria acervulina is the source of this 723-nucleotide messenger RNA. RefSeq lists its product as hypothetical. The coding region runs from base 1 to 723 and encodes 240 amino acids. The transcript has a single exon. The record is from RefSeq and is a predicted model, not a curated record. NCBI's taxonomy places the organism in Eukaryota, Apicomplexa, Conoidasida, Eucoccidiorida, Eimeriidae.
AUGCAGAGCCUCACCCGGUUUGCUUGUGAGUCAUAUAGCAGCAAAAAAUCAACAGAGGAGGCGCCGCCUUUUUCAAAAGAAGAAGACGAAGAAGAAGAAGAAGAUGAAGAUGAAGAAGAUGAUGAUGAAGAUGAAGAAGAAGAUGAAGAUGAAGAUGAAGAUGAUGAUGAUGAUGAAGAUGAAGGAGAAGGAGGAGAUGAAGAAGAAGAAGAAGAAGAAGAAGAAGAAGAAGGAACAGCAAGAGGAGGCUCAAAAGAUGAAAAUGAAGAAGAAGGAGCAGAAGAAGAGGAUGAAGAUGAUGAUGAAGAUGAUGAAGAUGAUGAUGAAGAUGAUGAUGAUGAAGAUGAUGAUGAUGAAGAUGAUGAUGAUGAUGAUGAUGAUGAUGAUGAUGAAGGAGGAAGAGAUGAAGAAGAAGGAGCAGACGGUGAAGAAGGAGGAGGAGAAGGAGGAGGAGGAGGGGGAGAAGAAGAAGCAGAAGAAGAGCAAGAAGAUGAAGAUGAAGAUGAAGAUGAAGAUGAAGAAGGAGGAGGAGCAGGAGGAGGAGGGGGAGCAGGAGGAGGAGGAGGAGGAGGAGAGGUAGAAGAAGAAGAUGAUGAAGAAGAUGAAGAUGAAGAUGAAGAAGAUGAAGAUGAUGAAGCUGGAGAUGAAGAUGAAGAAGGAGAAGAAGGAGGCAGCUCCUCCCGCACAUCCUCGCAGCCCCGCGUCAGCAGAGCGGCGGCCUGA